AAUCAAAUUUUAUUUUUCAUUCUCAAACCAUUAACAACUCAACCCUCUCAAAAAAAUAUAUUUCUCUUGCUUUUUUUUCUAAUGGGAAAUUCAGUAGUGACUCCAUGUUUUCAUCCUUAUAAUCGAAAGUUAUCAUCGUCGUCUUCGUCAGCGUCCUUGUUGUCGUCCACGUCAGCUAAGCUCAUUUUUUGGCAAGGCACCACGAGAUUGAUCGACGGUGAGCUAACCGCCGGUGAGAUCUUGUUUGAGUUCCCGGAGACAAUGAUUUGCCAUGCAGACUCGUUCUUUAUCGGACACGCGAUCCCUAGUUUAUCUCUGGAUGACGAACUCGUCCCCGGAGAAGCCUAUUUUGUUUUACCUAUUGAUCUUUUUUCAUGCAAAACACUCUCAGUUUCAUCACUCUUAUCAUUGAAAUCAUCACACAAUGAUAAUAACAAGUCAUCAACAAUCAAAUUUGGAGAGUGCCCUUUUGAGUAUUUGAAGGAUUCAGAUGGAAAAGUGUUGAUAAAAGUUAUGCCAGAGUUCAUCACAAGACUUGUUAAUGGAGAUAGAGGGAAUGAUUGUUGUCUUGAUAGUAAAAGUAGUUUUCUUUGUAGUACUCCUGAAUUGAAAAAACAUUAUGAAAUGCUUGUGAAAUCUAAGGAUCAAGUUUGGUCUCCAAAGCUUGAAACUAUUUUGGAAAAUAAGGUUAGACUUAGAAAGGAAAGAAAGAGAGAAAAAGCACAAACUAGUACUGUAUUUGCUAGAUAGAGUUUAAUACAUAUUUAUGUAUAAAUUUUUAGAGUUAACUUUAAAUUUAUGGCAACAGUUUUGAUAAUUAGUUGUAAUUUUCUUCUGAUCUGUGCAUAAUUAUAUGUGGAAAUUAAAUGGAAAUGAUGGGAUGAAAA
Messenger RNA from Trifolium pratense (red clover), 887 nucleotides. RefSeq lists its product as uncharacterized. The coding region runs from base 82 to 750 and encodes 222 amino acids. The record is from RefSeq and is a predicted model, not a curated record. Lineage: Eukaryota; Viridiplantae; Streptophyta; Magnoliopsida; Fabales; Fabaceae. The transcript has a single exon.